This is a messenger RNA of Striga hermonthica, 388 nucleotides long. Lineage: Eukaryota; Viridiplantae; Streptophyta; Magnoliopsida; Lamiales; Orobanchaceae. The record is from the annotation of a GenBank genome assembly.
AUUUUUCGAGCAUGGAGGGAUUCUCUACAAGAGGUUGCACGCGGGCCCCCACUUGCGAUGCGUAACCGGAGAAGAAGGGCGAUAUGUGUUGAAGGAAAUUCACGAGGGCUGCUGCAGCGACCACAGCAAGGUAGGUUCCUUGGUAGCAAAGGCUCUAAGAGCAGGAUAGUUCUGGCCAACAAUGAGAGAAGAGGAAAAAGAGAUGGUGCAGAAAUGUUUGCAAUGCCAGAAACACGGCCCACUCAUUCACAAACCGGCCGAAGCUAUGACAGCGAUGAGUUCUCCCAUCCCGUUCGCCCAAUGGGGGAUCGACCUGGUUGGGCCCAUGCCCCAAGGAACCGGACAGAGAAAGUUCUUGAUUGUCGUGGUCGAUUACUUCACGAAGUGG